CUCUGUGUGUCCUCCCUAACAGAGAGAGCGACUCUGUGUCUCAGUCUCAUGUAUAAUCACACAGACUAACAGAGAUUCAGAUACACUGUAGUACUCCACUGUAGUACUCCACUGUACUGUACGUGUUUGUGUGGACUCUUUGUUGAGGGAACUCUCAGGAAUCAUGGUCCGUGUUGCUGCCCUCGUCGCUCUGAUGUGCUCUUGUGUGGUGCUGUCCGACGCCCUACAUGAGGCUGGUAUCUGUGCUUUCUAUGAAGAGUGUGCAAAGAACCCUCUAGUCGAAGGAUCCCUCCUCCCUGUCAAAGUUCCCUGUGUUGACUACAAUCCAGCCCGCGCGGUCAGAGGAAAAGACUACAAGAAACUGGCCAGGGUGUGUCCCAUGCUGGACCGCGGUGAGAACCACACCUUCGCCUGCUGCUCCAGUAAACAGCUGACGUCCUUGGAGGCCAGCUUGGCGCUGUCCAAAGUCGUGCUGCUCCGCUGUCCAUCCUGCGCCGACAACUUUGCCCACCUGCACUGCAUCAACACCUGCAGCCCAAACCAAAGCCAGACGGUCAAAAUCUUAAAGGUCAUGAAUGUCACUGAGCUGAACAAGACCAUUGAGGUCGUCGUGGGUUACCAGGCGUUUCUCAGCACCGCCUUUGCAGAGGGUUCCUUCCAGUCGUGUAAAAAUGUCAGGAUCCCUGCGACGGGAGGCUUUGCCAUCUCUGCCAUGUGCGGCCGCUAUGGAGCAAAACUCUGCAACGCCCAGCGCUGGUUCGACUUCCAGGGAGAUUCCAGUAACGGGCUGGCUCCUCUGGACAUCGACUUCACGCUGGUGAAAGAGGGCGACACCCAGGGUUUACCGAAGGGCGUCAUCCCCUACAAUGGACGAGCUCUUAUGUGCAACGAGACCACGCCGUCAGGAGGUCAAGCCUGCUCCUGCCAAGACUGCGAAGAGUCAUGUCCAAGUAUGCCUCCCCCUCCGCCGCCCGCCGCCCCCUUCAUACUGUUGGGGAUGGAUGGCUUCCUCCUUGUGGCUAUUAUCCUACUUUGUCUCCUAAUAUUUAUCUUCCUGCUUCAGCUCUGCAUCUCAAGCUUUUUGAAGUCCAAGAAAAGAAAGGACGAAGAGAAAGGGAAAAGAAAGAGCAAAAGCAAAGACCAGAACAGUAAUGAUGUGACUCGAAUGGUUGUGGAACCUUCAGACGUGACCUGCGCUGACAGGAACAGUCUGGCAGCUCAAGCUUUCCUCAGCUUGAUGUUUAAGAAAUGGGGAACGGUCAUGGCCAGUUAUCCGCUCACUGUGCUGCUGUUGUCAGCCGUGGUCGUGGCGGUUUUCAGCGCCGGUCUCAAAGACAUCCAACUCACCACAGACCCGGUGGAGCUUUGGUCUGCUCCCAACAGCCGCGCUCGCCAGGAGAAGGACUUCCACGACAAAAGCUUUGGCCCCUUCUUCAGGACAAACCAGAUUAUCUUCACGGCACCAAACAGAAAAGGCCACAUUUAUGAUUCUCUGCUGUUUGGGCCACAGAACUUCAGCGGGAUUUUGUCCAAAGACCUCAUCAUCCAGCUUCUGCAGCUCCAGACACGAAUACAGAACAUUGAGUUCUGGUCCGAGGAUCUGAACCGAACAGCGACUCUGAAGGACGUCUGCUUUGCACCUCUCAACCCGUCCAACCCGUCCCUGACAGACUGUGCAGUCAACAGUUUACCUCAAUAUUUCCAGAACAGCUUGGACAACAUCAACGCCAAGGUGAACAUGACAGAGCUGGGAGUGACCAAAGAGGUGGACUGGAGAGAUCAUCUGUUCUACUGCUUAAACUCUCCUCUGUCCUUCAAAGACAUCACAGACUUAGACAUGAGCUGCAUGGCUGACUAUGGAGCUCCGGUCUUCCCUUUUCUAGCUGUGGGAGGUUAUGAGAAUGAAGAUUACACAAAAGCCGAGGCCUUAAUCGUAACCUUCUCCCUCAACAACUUCCCUCGCAGCGACCCCAAAUUUAAAGUGGCAAUGCUGUGGGAGAAAGAGUUCCUCAAAAUCGUCCAAGAGUUCCAGAAAAGUCCAGAGAACAGCUUCACCUUUGCUUACAUGUCAGAGAGGUCUCUGGAGGAUGAGAUUAACCGGACAACAGCGGAGGACAUCCCCAUCUUUAUGAUCAGCUAUGCUGUCAUCUUUGUUUACAUUGCUGUUGCGCUGGGGGAAUACUCGUCAUGGAAACGUAUACUGGUGGACUCCAAGUUCCUGGUGGGCAUGGGUGGGAUCCUGGUGGUGGCCUCUUCCGUCCUCGCGUCCAUGGGCUUCUACUCCUGGAUCGGGAUUCCGUCUUCGCUGGUCAUUCUGCAGGUCGUGCCCUUCCUGGUGCUCGCUGUGGGAGCAGACAACAUAUUCAUCUUUGUCCUGGAGUACCAGAGGGACGAGCGAAGGCCCGGUGAAAAACGAGAGGAGCAAAUUGGCCGGGUUCUUGGAAACGUGGCUCCCAGCAUGCUCCUGUGUAGCCUGUCAGAGUCUAUCUGCUUCUUUCUGGGGGCCCUGUCCACGAUGCCGGCGGUCAAGACCUUCGCUCUGUAUGCCGCUCUGGCCGUGCUCAUGGACUUCAUCCUUCAGGUCACAGCCUUCGUGGCGCUGCUCUCCCUCGACGCCCGGCGCCAGGACAACAACCGCUGUGAAGUCCUCUGCUGCGUCACCGUGUCCACUCAGCGCCCCAAAAAGCGCAGCGAGGGCUUCCUGCUACCCUUCAUGAGGAAGUACUACGCACCUGUGCUGCUGCACAGCUACACCAGGAUCGUAGUGAUGUUGGUUUUCAUCUUCAUGCUUUGUGGAUCUUUAUUCCUCAUGUUCAACGUCACAGUCGGUCUGGAUCAGGAGCUCGCCAUGCCUCAGGGCUCUUACAUGUUGGACUAUUUCAAUUAUCUGUACAAAUACUUUGAAGUCGGAGCUCCUGUUUACUUUGUAACAAAGAAGGGCUUCAACUUCAACUCAUUGGACGGGAUGAACGCCGUGUGCUCCAGCGUGGGCUGCGAUCAAUUCUCUCUGACCCAGAAAGUCCAGUAUGCGACCAGUUACCCUGAUCGAUCUUACCUGGGGAUCCCCUCCAACUCUUGGGUGGAUGAUUUCAUCGAUUGGCUCAACCCUGGAUCGAAAUGUUGUCGCUUGUACACGGAAGGUCCAGACAUCGGGAAGUUCUGUCCCGCGUCUGAAUCUGUUUACAGGUGCGACAGUAAAUGUAUGAAGGCUCCCCAAGACGGCGUCCUGAGGCCCAACGUGACACAAUUCCAGCGUUUCCUCCCCGACUUCCUGGGUAACAGACCUGACCUGCAGUGUCCUAAAGGAGGCCUGGGAGCGUACGACACGGCCGUGGUCAGGGACGAGAGUGGAGAGAUUAUAGCCUCUCGGUUUAUGGCGUAUCACACACCUCUGAAAAACUCUCAGGAGUUCACCGCUGCUCUGCUCAAGUCCAGAGAACUGGCUUACAACAUCACGCUGAGCAUGAGGAACGUCUCGGGAACCUCGCCUGACUUUGAAGUCUUUCCAUACACGGUGACUAAUGUGUUUUAUGAGCAGUACCUGACCAUCGUGCCUGAAGGACUCUUCAACAUCUCCCUGUGUUUGCUGCCCACCUUCGUCGUGUGCUGUCUCCUGCUGGGUCUGGACCUGCGCUCCGGUCUGCUCAACCUGCUCACCAUCGUCAUGAUCAUCGUGGACACGGUGGGCGUGAUGACGCUGUGGAACAUCGACUACAACGCCGUGGCUCUCAUCAACCUGGUCACGGCCGUGGGCAUCUCCGUGGAGUUUGUGUCUCACAUGACGAGGUCGUUUGCUCUCAGUAUCAAAGGCACACACGUGGAGAGAGCCAAGGAGGCCACAGCUAACAUGGGCACCGCUGUAUUUGCUGGCGUUGCUAUGACAAACCUCCCCGGCAUUCUCGUGCUGGCGUUGGCCAAAGCUCAGCUCAUCCAGAUCUUCUUCUUCCGGCUAAACUUGGUCAUCACACUUCUUGGGAUGGCUCACGGACUCAUCUUCCUCCCCGUGCUGCUCAGCUACUUCGGUCCCGGUGUGAACAAGGCCGUGCUGCUGCAGAUCCAGCAGGACAAAGCCAAGGCCAGUCAGGAGCUGGAGACGAGGAGCAACAUGAGACAAGUUUACGACAACAUCAGCUUUGACGACAGCGAGACGAAGCAGGAGCCGAGCUCCAAACAGGCGGUGAAGGACACCAGCGCACCCUCAACAGUCACGAAGAAAGACGAGCUAGUGGAUCGCUUCUGAGCGGAGGAGGAGGAGGAGGAGGAGGAGGAGGAGGACGAA
Molecule: messenger RNA, 4279 nt
Organism: Solea solea (common sole)
Lineage: Eukaryota; Metazoa; Chordata; Actinopteri; Pleuronectiformes; Soleidae
Gene: npc1l1
Product: NPC1-like 1
Exons: 21
Coding region: 164-4240 (1358 amino acids)
Cellular component (GO): membrane
Molecular function (GO): lipid carrier activity
Source: RefSeq, a predicted model, not a curated record